AAUAAAAGUAUAUCUUCUAUCGCACAUUUAGCGAUGAAAUAUUUUUCUUCAUCCAUGAUUCGCCGAAAGAGAUUGUAUUUUACUUUACUAUUGAUGUUAUAUCCUUUCAUGUGUUUUUACUUCUGGUCAUCGGAAAAGGGCAUUUCAGUACAGGAGUUAGAGUCCAUUACAAAACAGACAAACCAACAGACAGUAUCACAAGUGUUAAAGAGAAAGGCAUACUUCCAUGUUAGCAGGGACGAAGGUCCAGGACACAAUGGCACAGGGGUCACAAUCAAAGAGAGUGACCUUUCAGGAGAUGACCUUCGCCAGUAUAAAAGAGGGUACGAACUGUACUUGUACAAUUCUUUCGUCAGUGAUUUCAUCUCUUUGCACCGGAAUUUCCCACCAGAUAUUCCAGAAGAAGGGUGUUAUGAUAUUGAAUAUGACGCCAAUUUACCGGAAGUAAGCGUCAUAAUUCCAUUCCGAAAUGAGGGUUUUACUACAUUACUAAGAACAGUGCACAGUGUUUUAGACAAAUCUAAUUCUGAUUUUCUCAGGGAAAUUAUUCUGGUGGACGAUGGAUCGAACCUGGAUGAUUUGAAAUCUAAACUUUCUCGGUACGUUUCAUACCUCCCAAAAGUGAUUCUUAUUCGAUUACCUGAAAGUAAGGGGCUUAUGACGUCACGACAAACUGGCAUAAACCAUGCAAAGUCUGACGUCAUCAUCGUCAUGGACUCUCAUUUAGAAGUAGCACCAGGCUGGUUGGAGCCCUUACUACAGAGAAUAAAAGAUGACCCUAAAGUCAUGGUCUUCCCGAAAAUGGGCUCAAUCAACGGUGACACUUUUGAAAUCACGAACGGCAAGCUUUCUGACCCGGUAUACAUGGUCACAUUUGAUUUCUACAUGGCGGAAAAUCACGUGCCGACUAAAUCUGAAUAUCUGAAGAGUCGACCUCACCGACUUGCUCCAAUCAAGGCACCCGGUAUUCAGGGUAUGGCUUUUGCAAUCAAUAGGACGUAUUUCCAGAGUCUUGGGGGGUUUGACCUUGGAAUGAAAGUCUGGGGAGCUGAACAAUACGAACUUUCCAUCAAGGUGUGGCAAUGCGGUGGGUCAGUGGAAAUGAUACCAUGCUCCAACGCUGCCCACUUAUACCGGAACGUGGCCUGGGUAAAAGAUCUGAACAAGGCGAAGACGAACAACAACGAUAGAGUCAUCGGCGUCUGGAUGGAUGAGUACGCCAAAGUGUUCAUGGAAAUAUCAGGAAAAAAGGCAAGUAGAACUAGUGGAGACAUCACAGAAAGACUGAUGAUCAGAAAAAAGAACAACUGCAGAUCCUUCCAAUACUUCCUAGACACUAUACGACAAUAUGUACACUAUUAUGUUCCCGAAAACUUAAAGGCCAAAGGAAUGAUACAGAACAACGAAUCUAACCUUUGUGUAGAUGGCAGGACAAAUGGUUAUGGUUCUAAUGAACUCUUGCUAGCCUAUCCCUGUCACCACUCUGGGGGACCUCAGUACUGGGAAUUAUCCGCUGAUAACGAGUUACGCCACGGAAUGAUGUGCUGUUUUAAGAAAGACAACAAUGUGGUCGUACAAUCUUGUGGCGUGAGCAACAAUCACGAAUGGUCAUAUGACCAGUCUGGACAAAUGGUACACAUCCAAACUGGUCUAUGUCUGACCAUAGUAGACAGUCACAAACCGGUCAUUUUGGCGGAUUGCCAACAUUUACCAUCACAGCUGUGGAGCAUGCGACGGAGUUAAUAUUUACAGCUUUAUUUCUAAAAAAAUGUACAUUUUAUGUUUAAUUAUAUACAGUGCAUAUACGUGUAUGAAGUAAUAUUAUAAACGAAUAACUGAUUGUGAUUGAAGACUUAUUUUGUUUU
Saccostrea cuccullata (small rock oyster) is the source of this 1865-nucleotide messenger RNA. Its product is annotated as polypeptide N-acetylgalactosaminyltransferase 5-like. Gene Ontology annotation, cellular component: Golgi apparatus. The transcript is spliced from 11 exons. Gene Ontology annotation, biological process: protein O-linked glycosylation. The annotation marks the transcript as partial. NCBI's taxonomy places the organism in Eukaryota, Metazoa, Mollusca, Bivalvia, Ostreida, Ostreidae. The record is from RefSeq and is a predicted model, not a curated record. Gene Ontology annotation, molecular function: polypeptide N-acetylgalactosaminyltransferase activity.